Conger conger (European conger) is the source of this 1861-nucleotide messenger RNA. RefSeq names its product purine nucleoside phosphorylase 5a (gene pnp5a). The transcript is spliced from 6 exons. The coding region runs from base 243 to 1118 and encodes 291 amino acids. Lineage: Eukaryota; Metazoa; Chordata; Actinopteri; Anguilliformes; Congridae. Gene Ontology annotation, cellular component: cytoplasm. Gene Ontology annotation, biological process: nucleoside metabolic process. The record is from RefSeq and is a predicted model, not a curated record. Gene Ontology annotation, molecular function: purine-nucleoside phosphorylase activity.
AUAUAAAGCAACCGGCGAGAGCGUGUGGACAGGGUACCGACGGGCAACUGUUAUAUAGAAUUUUACCGGUAAUAUCCCGUUUUUAGGACUGUUUUUAUUAUAGCGUACAUGUAUUUAUUUAUUGAAGAGUUAUUUAAGUAUUUAAUUUUCUAAAAGAUAUCCGUUUGCCGGUUGUUGCGAUUGCGUCAGACAUCUCAUCCACAGACUUUCACGUUUUGAGAAGGAAUUUGACUGUACGUAACAUGUUUCCCGAAGCAGCCGCUGGCUAUGAGGACUGCAGAGCCACAGCCGAUUGGCUCCUGGCUCAGACGUCACUGCGCCCCCUGGUAGGGAUAGUGUGUGGCUCAGGGCUGGGGGGCCUGGCAGAAAUGCUGAAGGAUCAGGUGGUCUUUAACUACAGGGAUAUCCCCAACUUCCCACAGAGCACUGUGAAUGGUCAUGCGGGGCGAUUGGUGUUCGGAACUCUGAAAGGAAAGCCUUGCAUCUGCAUGCAGGGAAGGUUUCACCUGUAUGAAGGAUACCCUGUCCAGAAGAUCACACUGCCCAUGCGGAUCUUCAAGCUCCUGGGUGUGGAGACGGUCAUCUUGACCAACGCGGCCGGCGGGCUGAACCAGGACUACAAGGUGGGAGACAUGAUGAUCAUCAAAGACCACAUCAACAUGCCCGGCUUCGCUGGGAACAACCCGCUGGCUGGACCCAAUGAUGAAAGGUUUGGGGUGCGGUUCCCCUGCAUGUCUGACGCAUAUGACCGGGAGCUGCAGCAGCUGGCCCAGGACGUGGGGGCGGAGCUUGGCUACAGCGACUUCCUGCGCGAGGGCGUGUACUGCGUCCUGGGCGGACCCUCCUUCGAAACCAUCGCCGAGUGCCGGAUGCUCCACAAACUAGGGGCCGACGCUGUUGGAAUGAGCACGGUGCACGAGGUGAUCGUGGCGCGGCACUCCGGGAUGCGCGUGUUCGCCCUGUCCCUGAUCACCAAUCAGGCAGUGAUGGACUACGACAGCGAGCAGAAGGCCAAUCACGCGGAGGUCCUGCAGACGGGCGAGCAGCGCGCCAAGCAGCUGGAGCGGCUGGUCUCCACCAUGGUGACCCGCGUCGAGCACGGCAGCAACUACGCCUGAUCCUGAUCCACAUCGGGGCCGGCCCGGCCCACGGCCCACGUUCCGCCCGCAGAGCGCCGCCCGGCCCCCCCCUGGCCCUGACGGAGCCGGCUGGCUGCGCCGAGUAAAACCCCGGGAAUUCUCUCCAGUGCGGAACGUGGACCGAAGUCAAAAGAGCCGUUUCCAAGUUUUACUCGGCGCAGUUAUGAGGCUAAGUCUGACUCGACUCGUCCCCUGACUCUCAAAACCGAUUGGUUAAAACCAACGCGAUGUUUUUUUUUACCACACCUCCAUGUCCAGAUAAGGACAUUUUUGUGUUACUAUCAACAUAGUCCAUUUUAAAAAGCCUCCCUUUGUAACACACACAAAUUGUAUAUAUGUAACAUAAAAGUAAUAACUUUGACACAAAAUUUGGGAACCAGCAGCACAAAAAGUGCAUUACAUUUUUGGCAGAUGCUCUUAGCCAGAGCGACGUACAGUUGAUUUAGACUAAGCAGGAGACAAUCCUCCCCUGGAGCAAUGCAGGGUUAAGGGCCUUGCUCAAGGGCCCCAACAACUGUGUGGAUUUUAUGGUGGCUACACCGGGGAUCGAACCGCCGACCUUGUCCCAGUCAUGUACCUUAACCACUACUCUACAGGCCGUCCUUUUAGAGAAUUUACAGAAUUCAUCUCAAGCCAGUACAAAUGUUAUGUAGGACUUACAAUCUUGUGACUGACACCAUGCAGCAUGAGCUGAGCUUGUGUUGUGAGAUCUGUCCUUUUUU